Fusarium coffeatum is the source of this 459-nucleotide messenger RNA. RefSeq lists its product as uncharacterized. The record is from RefSeq and is a predicted model, not a curated record. The transcript has a single exon. The coding region runs from base 1 to 459 and encodes 152 amino acids. Lineage: Eukaryota; Fungi; Ascomycota; Sordariomycetes; Hypocreales; Nectriaceae.
AUGUCGCAACCUCACGGUCCUCCUCAAAUCCUCCCUCUCUUCACUCAACCAUCACCCCUCCCACCCCUCGCCCACCCAACAAUCCUCACCGAAAUCGAAUUCGCAGUAAUCAUGUACUCCGGCGCAAACUGGAAAGUCGUCAACAUGGACCGCAACGGCCCUCAAAAGAACAUCAUCUGGCGAAUUCCAGAUUCCAACAAUUUCCUCGCCAGAGUAGUCUGCGCCCAAGCCUACGGAGAACUCAACCGCGCUGUCGGGCCACCUGGAGGAAACGCCAUUCGAGCUUUUGUGAAUAAUUGGGAGGAUGAUGUUACGCUUUCGGCGGUUGCUUGUUGUAUUCGGGUUAAUGAACAGGGAAAGGUUGAGUAUGUGCCUGGCGGUGUUAGGCCCGAGAGACAGGAGGAGUUUGUUCCUUGGUUGGGAGCGACGCUGGGGUCUGAUGUUGUGGAUAUGGGGUGA